Messenger RNA from Striga asiatica, 1269 nucleotides. The record is from the annotation of a GenBank genome assembly. Lineage: Eukaryota; Viridiplantae; Streptophyta; Magnoliopsida; Lamiales; Orobanchaceae.
AUGGCGGAGGUCACUAAUCUCCACCGCCAACAUCGCCCACCGUCGGCCGGAAGUCUCAUUUCAUCCACCGUAGCGCCGCCGCCUGAGGACGAUCCGCCACCGCAUGAAGAAGACUUCUACCACCAGAUCAGCUCCUUCGCGUUCGAAUUCGAUCCGUUCUCCCCUCCCAACGAUCCUUCGAACCCCUCCUUCUUCGACGAUUACGCGGAGCCGUUGGAUCUAGGCUUCGAUAUGAACGCGGAGCUCGACAACCCGGGCUGCGAGUACGAGGAUCCCAAUUGCUUCUUCUUCGGAGGCGAAGAGGACGAGGAGCAGAUGAAUUUCGUCACCGAUCUGUUCGAGCCUCGGCGCCAGUCGCUCGCGGCGGAGGAUCUGAAUUGGGACAUCGACGCUGGCCGGGCGGAGGAAUCUGACGAUGAGCUCGGGUUUGGGCCGUUUGUUGGUCUGGGUAUGGGUCUCCGGGUCGCGGGCAUUGAUUCGGAGUCCGAUUCCGAGGUAAACCUAGGGCUUGUUGACAACGAAGAAGAUGCUUAUGAUGCUUUUUCUGUUUUUAACAAUAAUUAUCUUGCCGGCGAGAAUGAGAGGGAGGAAUCUGAAUGGGAGGAGGUGAGUGAAAGGAUUCACUUCGAUGAGAGGGACAACUUGAAUCUGGUGAUCAAUGGAAUCGAGGAAAUAUCUGUUGCCUCAGAUAUUUCUUCUUCGGAUCGUGAGUAUUCCAGUGUAGGGGACAUUGACGAGGGAACAGGGGAGCAGCGUAGGAACCUCGAAUGGGAAGUUUUACUGCCUGUGAAUAAUUUGGAGGGCACUCUUGAAUUUGAGUACUCAGAUAUAGUCGCCAAUGUCCGUAAUGAAGUCUUAUCGCGCGUAAAUCUUCCAGAAGAUUACAUUUUCACCAUGGAAUACGAUGCGGUUUUUGGGCAACUGGCGGAGAAUGAGAGUGCUGUGAAGGGCAGUCCACCAGCUGCAAAGUCCUUUGUCGAGAAUCUGCCUUCGGUUGUUUUGACAAAGGAGGAGAUUGGGGAGAAUGACAAUAAUGGUGUGGCGUGUGCAGUUUGUAAGGAUGAAUUUGUGGCUGAUGAAAAGGGAACUAAGCUACCUUGCUGCCAUUUGUAUCAUGGGGACUGCAUUGUGCCGUGGCUCAAGAUUAGGAACACAUGCCCAGUUUGUAGGUACGAGUUGCCUACGGAUGAUGCGGAUUACGAGAGGAGGAGAAGGAGUGAGAGAGUUGGUGAUGGAGAUAGUGCUGGCUUGCUGAUGAUUUUGAGGUAA